Messenger RNA from Dipodomys ordii (Ord's kangaroo rat), 8865 nucleotides. It is a transcript of the gene Adgrg4, whose product is annotated as adhesion G protein-coupled receptor G4. Gene Ontology annotation, cellular component: membrane. Gene Ontology annotation, molecular function: G protein-coupled receptor activity. Gene Ontology annotation, biological process: cell surface receptor signaling pathway; adenylate cyclase-activating G protein-coupled receptor signaling pathway. Bases 1 to 8865 code for a protein of 2954 amino acids. The transcript is spliced from 21 exons. The record is from RefSeq and is a predicted model, not a curated record. NCBI's taxonomy places the organism in Eukaryota, Metazoa, Chordata, Mammalia, Rodentia, Heteromyidae.
AUGAAAGAACACAUCGUAUAUCAGAGGCUUUAUGGAUUGCUUCUCAUGUCAAGUUUUAUCUUUCUUUCAGAUCCACUUUCCCUAAAAGGGAAGAGGCUGGAUUUUUAUGGAAGAAGUGACAGGUAUGUAAGCCUGACCAACAGCAUUCCUGAGCUCAGCCGAUUCACAGCAUGCAUCGAUUUAGUCUCCAUGGCAGACCGCUCCACGUAUUGGAUGGCCUUCUCCUAUAUUGCUAAGAACACCCUCCUGGGCAGAGAAGACAUACAUCUCGGACUUGCAGGGAACCAGAAGCAGCUAAUUCUAUACAGCUUGGGCAAGGCCUUUUAUAUCAGUCACCACCUGACUCCAUUUCACUGGCAUACAAUAUGCUUGAUAUGGGAUGGUGUGAAGGGCAAAUUAGAACUCUUUGUGGAUAAAGAAAGAAUAUUGAUAAUCAUGGAUCAGCCUCACAGCCUGACAGCUAAUGGGACGCUGGUUUUAGGACACCUUCCUAAGAAUGGAAAGGGCCAGGUUAAAAGUGUGGCACCUCACUUUACUGGCAGCUUGUACUACUUUCAACUCUGGGAUCGUAUCCUGGAACAUGAGGAGUUUACAAGGUGUUUAGAUGGAAAUAUAGUUAGUUGGGAAGAAGAUAUUUGGCUCGUCCACAAGAUCAUCCCAACAUUUGACAGGAGACUGCGCUGCUUUGUUUCUGAAAAUAUGACAGUUCAAGAAACAAGUACAACUCUUUCACAGCAAAUACAUUUGACAACUCCUUCCCAAAUUACUGCACUAAGCCCACAAAAGACUAUAUAUUCCUCUACAAUAAUGUCUAAAAGCAUGCCUAUAUUUAUAACUAAUCAUACAAAUAUAUCACAUUCCAAUACAACAUCUCCACCUCUGGUCACAAUGACUCUAUCAAAAAGUUUGAAGACAUCUAUAGCUGACACAGCUACAUUUACAAAUGUUUUAUCUAAUUCCACAAUGAUCACUCUGCCUUCUCAGAGUACACUCAACUGUACUACCACUGAUUCCAUGAAAAUAACAGAACACUCAUCUUCAGAAAGCACAAGGACAACAAAGAUGGUAGAAGCCGUGGCUCCUGAGACAUUUCAACCAACUAGAGCUACACAUCUCUUUUCUAUACCAGGAGUUACCAUUAAUCCAUUUUUAUCUAAAACUUCAACUGACUCUCAGACAACCUCUAUGAACACAUUAUUUACAACUAUCAAGUCAACAUUCAUGUCUGCAACAUCCUGGCCUGUACACAAAUCCACAGAUACUUCAGCACUCCCUAUUGCCACACCUACACAAGAAUUUCUUGUAUCUACAGCUGCCAAAACUUCAGCUGUAACUACUGGGAUUGGGACUUCAUUGGCCUCCCCAACUGAUCUAAUCACCUCUACAGAUGCUCCAGUGGAUUCUGUAUUUCCUACAACUCAAGUGCCACCAACAUUGGCAACAACUGAAAUGGAAAUAACAUUUACAGUUAAUUUAGGAAUGUCUACUGAGACCACAUCUGGCUCAAGACCAGUGGAAAUAGAAUGGACGCCUUCACAUGUCCACGAUGCCUCUUUGUCUAGCAGGGAGGAUGCCAUAUCUACCUUCAUGCCCAGACGCACCUCUUCCAUGACCCUUUCUUCCAUGAUGGCUCCACCAAUCACUGGAACUCAGAGUACACAGACAGUUACUGAUAAUGAGGGCUCCUAUACAAGCUUUACUCCUAGAAUCACACUUUCACCUACAUUGGUUGAAACUACGCCUUCCCUGACCAUUGCAGGGUCUGAAUCCACCCAAAAUACAUCCAAAGCUGGGGAACACAUGCUUACUUUGAUUUCCACUCAGUCAAUUUCCACAUCCCAGGCAUCUGAAUCAGGUUCUACAUCUGUUCCUGAUGAAACGCCUCAUCAGUUCUCAACCAAUGCAAUUACUUGGACUCCUAAGCCAAACCAGAAUCCGUUGACAUCUAUAAAUAUGACCACCAUACACACAUUUGUACCUAAUGAAAAUUUCACAUCAGCAUUCCAUGGCAAUACUACUUAUACAGACCAUUCAUCAACUAGUGAUACUACCAGGCUUCCAGAAACAUCGACAGAGAGUAAGGUUACCACUAGCACUGAUGCUACCACAGUCAGAUAUACAACAGCUCAAUUUAAACAAACAACUCCAUGCUUUGCCAACUUGUCCAUCACUUCCAGAGCCACAUCUGUAACCAAUCCGAGUGAAUUUAAACUUACCACUUCAUUAUUGGGAACCAUUUCUAUGUCCACAGCAGAUGCCAGUGAACUUCCUCUAAUAUCAAGGGAGACAGUAGGUCCACCAGUAGAUAAAUCUACUGACAUGAAACUAAGUUUUCCUACUAGGGAGAGCACUUCUGAGGCCACAAAAACAGAAGCAAAUGGAGUAAGCGUAAUUGGGAACACAAUAGACCUUAUAUCAAAGUUCCCAACAACCCAGCCAUUCAAUACCCCUGUGACAAAAAAAGAAACAACUUCUUACUACCUUAAGGGAACAUCAACUCUACCAGCAGAAGCUGAAGUUUCUCCAUUCUCAGUAAUGCUGGAAACAACAGAUGAAUCAGCACAAAUCAUGACAGUUUCUGUCACUGCUUCCCCUUUCCCUGAUAGGGAAAAAUUGACUACCAUAUUGGAUAAUAAAACUGUAACACUUGAUUUGGGAGGGAGUUGGCAUUCAACAAAACUCAUGGAAACCACGCCCAAGAGUUCAUACAAUGGAACUAUGGAAAUCUUUAAUUCGACCCACACCUAUACAACACGUUGGAUGUCAGAGACAACUGAGAGGAAUUCAGCCCCAUUGCCCACUUCAGGCAGCACUCAGGCAUUUUCCAAACCCUUUAUUGCUACCACCACAAGGAAAUCAGAAACGAGUUUCACCACUUUCCCUACAGACAGGACAGCUAGAUACUUGUCUGCUGGUAUCUUUUCUCCACUCAGUGUAGCUACUCAUUUCUCCACAACCCCAACACUUAUAACCCACAUGGGCUCACCACCAAUUAAUGUCUCUGCUGUAACUUCUAGGGUGGUGUCUGAAGAGACCAAGGUGACCCUACGGGGGCCUCCAACCAGGGAUUCUUCCCCAUCUACGCUCUCUGACCUUUCCCCUUUGUCAUCAGCUACAAUAACCACAUCAUUAGUGCCACCACUGAGUCAAACAGCUUCCAUAAUCAGCAAAACUAUGUCUAUCCACAGAGAUUCAACCCACACCACUGUAGAGCCCACAGUGACUUCUACCAUGAUGGCACUCACAGAAGUUCCCUCUCUGACAAAAACUCAUGUUCCUUCACAGAAUCCCCUUACCCCUGAAACAACUAAGGCUAAGCCCACCCUUUUCCUUCCCUCCACUGACACAAUAACUCCACCUGCUUGCACUCUUGGUUUCUCUAAACCUCUUUCUGAUCACAUUCCUUUUGUGUCUUCUCCUCUUGUGAUCUCUACUACAUCGCCACCAGUAGCAACUAGACCCAUAUCUCAAGGGAAGGAGACAUCUACCCAUGAUCUUAGCUUUUUGCAUACUUCUGGCGGUGGUGGUGAUGUUGUUAGCUUGGCUACUAUCACCACAGAGAACUUUGCUGGUGAUGAGACCACGCCAUUACACACCUCAGCCAACAAGCUUACUACUUCAGUGGACAAUCAAAUUUCUCAGUCUCCCACAGAUCUAGUAAACACACAGGUCUCCACCCACUGGGUGACUGGUACAUCUACUUUAUUUUCUGACAAACAACAGAUGACCAUGUCUGUAGGAGAAACUCCUAGAACUAUGGAGGUGACAGAAAUUUCUUCAGCAAACAGUUCUUUUAUUUUCUACUCCCAGAGUACUUCACCUUUGGAAAUGACCACUGAAAUUUCCAGCCAACAAACAUAUUUGUCUUCUGAGGUUCCACUUGGGACUCUACCUGAUAAGAAUUUAGAUGUAUCUCCCACUUCUGAGAGCCCACAGACAACUCAUAUCUUAACCUCAAGCAACUCAGUUGACAUUGAUAUUUCAGAAAUAUAUCUCCCUUCACAAGCUCUGACAACCAAUUUUGUGUCUCCUGACAGAGAAAGUAUAAGUGCCCUUGCUUUGAGCACUCCCAGGACUGCAGAGGUAAUAGUAAGUUCCUCCUCUGUGACUCACCCACUUCCCUCUCGCCAGGAUACUUCAUUUGUAGAUAAUGCAACUUCCAGGACAACUACGAACACAACGCUUUCAUACUUGCCUUCACUUAAGACUCAACCUAAAGUAACUUCAAUUGCUUCUUCCAUUUCUGAAAGCACACAGACUUACCCUAAGUCCUUGUCUUCUUUCACAACCAGACUACCCAGUGCCAAUUUUACAAUUAUCUCUAAUGAUGGGACUACUGUAGCUCUUUCUGUUCCAAAUGUACUUACAACAAUUGGGGAAACUUCUAUGGAAAAGUCAAUUCCUAUUUACCAGAUGUCCUCAUUGCCAUUUAAUGCUACUGCCUUCAUCUCCAAAAACAUUUCUGAUACUCCCACAGUAUCAGUGACUAGGUCUUCUAAAACCACACAAUUGGGUUGUUUGAAAAGUCCCUCUCCAGAUACCUCUGGGCUUACGUCUGAGAUGUCCACAGUGCCAGUUAAUGACCCUUCUUUCUCAUCUACAGCUGUUCCUUCUGUCCCUGCUAUAACAGGUCAACCUUUGUCAACACUUUUGUCUUCAGUUUCCCCUAUGACUACUACAGCCAUACAAACAUCUACAUUGGAUGUCAUACCUGUGACAUAUACUGAGCAUACUUCAGAACAUACCACCAUGGCUUCUUCUACUUUCACUAAUUCUGAAAUGACACAGGUGUCCUCCAAGAUCAUGCCUACAUCUGUUUCCUCUCCAACAAAGCCAAAUUUUCCAUCUACAAAAACAAUUCCAACCACUAUUGUGGAUAGGACAGUGACUCCACUUAUAGAUACUAUUACUUUCUCUCCACUUCAUUCUAAGAACACUGAAGCUAUUUCCUCCAUUCCACACACCACAUUUUCACCAUUACUAUCAACAACCCAGCAAUCAUCAGAUGAAGCAACAACACUGAGCCUGUUACCUGGGAUUACUUUCCGUUCCCAAUCUACUGUGAGCAGUGGUAAAAUGACAGUUUUUAAACAUACUUAUUCUGGAAUUUCUGUCCCUGAAAAUGUGUUUUCACCUACUCCUUCAAACGAUCUCCAUACUUCUUUAGAUAUUCAAGUUUCAAAACCAUCUUUGACAAGUUUUAAGAGCACUCCUGGACCCACAGAAAAUGCACAAACCAUCACUACGUACCUUUCCUCGAAUACUGGAAAGGUUACUUCCUCAUCAAAAAGCACUUUCUUAACUACUGAGCUAACAACAAGUGCCCCAUCUGUGAAUACUUCUGUUUUAUACCUUCCCUGGACCUCAUCGAGUGCAAAUCUGCCUUCCUCGACAUCUCUUCUUUAUGCACUUCGUAGUACUGUGACCAUGUUGUCUACUUCGAAGACCUCUUUUCCACCUACAGCCCAAAUGGUUGAAUUUCCAGUUCUGGGAACACAAAUCACAUCUAGUGAUACCCGGUCUCUGCUUACAACUUCUUGGAAGACACCCACAGCUAAAGAUUCUCCAUUUCCGAUUUCCACCAAAACUCUGAUGCCUACACCUAAGAUAGAAACAGACACUCUACACUUUAUUCCUGGGUCUUUGUCAACAUUUGCAUCCUCUCAGGCUGGUCUUGUCUCUAGUGAUGCUAUGACAACAUUAUCAAUUCCUACAUCAGAAAUGCUUCCUACCUUUGGGUUUUCAGAGAACCAUUCAUUAUCAGUAUCUUCAAGAGCUCUCCCUACCACCUCAUCUGACAUCAAGCUUCCAUUUGAGAAAACAACCACAUCUAUAACUUCUGGGACAACCCUCCCAUCAAAUCCUUCUGCAAUUGCUAAGACUGCUACUUUACCCACCCUGACUUGGAUCUCAUCCAAUCUUCCUUCAGGCAUGUCCCUGGCAACUGGACCGAAUGGUUUUCCUGUUCUAACUGCUCCUGCAGUAGAGGUAUCAACACCCACACUUGUAACUCCUGAUGUGACAUCAGCAUAUCCAUUCCCUAACUUCACACCACCACCCUUUGCUUCUGGAAGCACCAUAAUCACCAAAACCAUGCAUGCACCUACACUUGGCAAUAUUGCUACUGGCUCCCAAGCUUCUUUUUCUAUGUCUCCAAAAGACACAGGUGGUGAUAUAUACAUUUCUGCAUCCCCUGAAACUUCCUCCAGAACCACUGUGACUGACAACUCCAGGACUGGGUCUCAAUCUCUAUCUUUUAGUGGAGUGAAUGUAUCACCAUCUACAGCUGAACACACUUGGUCUAUUGGUUCCAUGCUUCUCCCUACUUCCCCAAAAACAUUGGCCUGGAACAGAUUUCCAGACACAUCACCAUCAUCUCCUUUAAUUCUUCCUAAGUCAACAUCAAAAUCCCUUAUUAGCACUAAUAUAUCCACUACUACUAGAGCAUUAAUUCCACAGGUAUCCGCUGGAGUGACACAUCCUUCCUCUUUUGAGACAACCUGGCCAGACUCCACAUCUACUUUUCUAUCCACAGAAGCAUUGACUUUAUCAGCUGCCACUGCGUCCAUAGUUUCCUUCUAUAAUAUCAAAAUGAGCUUCUCUGUCUUUGAUGAAGAGACAAGGAUCCCUAUCACCAGCGUUAUACAUGAAUUUACAAAAGAUUGGUUGAACUCGAUAUUUCAAGACAGUGAAUUUUAUCUUACUAAUCUGGCUAUUCAAAUUAAAAGCAGAGACACUUCUAAGGAAGAAAUGGCCAUGUACCGAUAUAUUUUAGGACAGAGAGAAGGGCAAGAAAUGGCUACAAUUUCCCAUGUACCAUACAGCUGUGCUUGUCAAGUUAUUAUAAAGGCCAACUCCUCUUUACCACCCAUGGACUUGAUCAGCAGAAUCAAAAGAAAAAUACAUGGUAACUUCACGCAUGGGAGCUUCACACAAGAUCAACUGACGUUAUUAGUAAAGUCUGAUCACGUAAUAGUGAAAAAGCUAGAGCCAGGAAAGUGUGAAGCAGAUGAUACACCAUCUAUAUACAAAGGGACUUAUCAAUGGCUGCUAACUGACCCUACUGAGACAGCCCAGAGUAGAUGCAUAAAAAACAAGAAUGGAAAUGCUACAAGAAUCUGUUCAAUCAGCAUCCAAACAGGCAAGUCCCUGUGGGAAAAACCAAGGUUUAAGCAAUGCAAGUUGCUUCAAGGACUUCCUGAUAAGAUUGUGGAUCUUGCUAAUGUGACCAUAAGUGAUGAAAAUGCAGAUGAUGUUGCCGAGCACAUUUUAAACUUGGUAAAGGAAGCUUCACUUCUGGAUGAAGAAGAGACAAGGAUAAUUGUUUCUAAAGUGGCUGAUAUUUCAAAGUGUGAUGAGAUAAGUAUGAAGCUAACCCAGAUUAUACUACAAAUAAUCAAUGUAGUUUCAGAAAAACAAAGUGAUUUGACCUCCAAUCUGCAUCCAGUGAGCAAUGUAAUUCUCAGGACAAUCGAGCGUGCUGGUCACAAGAUAGAGUUUUCAGGGAGGACGGCAAAUAUCACAGUGGGUGGGCUGGCUUUGGCUGUGCUGCGAAUGGACCACAGGUUUGAAGGUAUGGCCUUCAGCAUCUGUUCCUAUGAAGUCACAGCUCCUGAGAUUUACUUAGGUGAUGUCCCUUUGGGGAAGGUUUUGGCUUCCAUAUAUUUACCUAAAUCACUGAGGGAAAGAAUUCCUUUUAAUGGCUUGCAAACUAUUUUGUUCAGUUUUUUUGGCCAAACUUCACUCUUUAAGAUAAAAAAUGCCACCAAGGCAUUAACCACAUACGUUUUGAGUGCCAGCAUAUCAGAUACAUCCAUUCAAAAUCUGGCUGAUCCAGUGGUUAUCACUCUGCAGCACAUUGAUGGAAACUGGAAUUAUGAUCAAGUUUAUUGUGCCUUUUGGGAUUUUGCCACUAACAAUGGGCUAGGUGGAUGGAAUUCAUCAGGCUGUAAAGUAAAAGAAACAAAUGUGAAUUAUACAAUCUGUCAGUGUGACCACCUCACCCACUUUGGAGUUUUAAUGGAUUUAUCCAGGUCUACAGUGGAUGCAGUGAAUGAACGGAUAUUAAUGAUUAUAACAUACACCGGAUGUGGCAUCUCCUCCAUUUUCCUGGGAAUUGCAAUGGUGACAUACAUAGCUUUUCAUAAACUUCGAAAAGAUUAUCCUUCCAAAAUUCUGAUCAAUCUGUGCACAGCACUACUGAUGCUAAACCUGGUAUUUCUGGUCAAUUCCUGGUUGUCAUCAUUUCAGAAAGAAGGACUUUGCAUCACAGCUGCAGUAGCACUUCAUUACUUCUUGCUUGUUUCUUUAACUUGGAUGGGCCUGGAGGCCGUUCACAUGUAUUUUGCUCUAGUCAGAGUCUUCAACAUAUACAUUCCACAUUAUAUCUUUAAAUUUUGUGUCGCUGGUUGGGGAUUCUUCAUUUUUGUGUUUUACUGUGUGAUGAAGGAGACUGUGCGGGAGCAAUGGCACAUACACCUCCAUUGCAGGUGGCUCCGACUGGAAAACACAUCUGGUGGGAGCAGCAGACGUGGUAUACAUGUUGGGUGUAAACAGGAAAGACUGAAGAAAACCUUAGAACACAAAUUGCUGACACCAUCUCUCAAGUCAAUUGCAAGUAGUUGCACUUUCAAAUCUAUAGGCUCUGCACAAGGACCUCCUUCUGAAAUAAGCUUCUCAAAUGAUGAUUUUGAUGAAGAUCCCUAUUGUUUCUCUCCCUUGAGUUGUGAAGUUAUGCCUAAUUGUUUAAGAAGAAUAUUACCUGCUGAAAUCAAAAUGAAUUCUGUUCACAAACAAGGAUCAUUUUCAAUAAAUCUCAGCACAGAUGCUCAUCUUCCCCCAACCCUGGACUGGGGAAAAUGUUAA